CCCCUACGGACGCAUGCUUGGAAGACAUGCGCUUUGCAGCAAAGUCCUCCUUUUCUCCACACACGCUUCUAAGCCUCGGCACAUCUCCUCACAUCGCUACUAACUACACUUUAUUCAUCCUCCGUGUCAGGAUAAACUCCACUCGUCUCAGCCAAAUUUGGAGAUUAUUAGGCCCGCUUAGCUUGAUAGUUGUUUGAGCGCGCCAAUUAGCUUAGCAUGCUAGUUAGCUUAGCAUGUUAGCCGCUAACAAAGAGACGCAGAUUUGAUCAACACAUCGCUUAGUUAAGAUCAAGUGUGAGUGUAAAGUGUUGUGAUUGUGUGAAAAUGUGCGAAAGAACGAUAGCAAAGUAUGAGGAAUAACUUUGUUGUGUGAAAAUGUGUGAAAGAACGAUAGCAGAGUACAAAGAGGAACUUUCUCGGACAAAAGAAGAGAACGAGAGACUACGUCAACUAUUGGAGGCUGUUUUCAAGAAAGCUCAAGUUGUGUUACACAGAACAGACCUCAAUAAAGAACAUCUUCCUCAUGAGCAGGAAGAAGAGCCACAGCCCCACCACAUUAAAGAGGAAAAAGAGGUACCACAUUCCCAACACAUUAAAGACGGAGGAGAGGACCCACAGCCCCCCCACAAUAAAGCGAAACAUGAGACGCCACAGACCCAUAAUGUUAAACUGACCCUUCACAUUAAAGGGCAAGCGGAGGACCCACUGAACUUACACAUCAAAAAGGAAGAGGAUGACCUACUGACCCCUCACUUUAAGGAGCAAGAGAACCCACUGAACCCUCACAUUAAAGAGGAAGAGGAGGACUCACUGACCCCUCACUUUAAAGAGGAAGAGGAGGACCAAGAGGCGCCGCACAUUAAAGAGGAAGAGGAGGAAGAGGGCAUCAGUCAGCCUAAAUGGUUGGAGGAGUUCCCAGUGACUGGUGUCCCUGUGAAGAGUGAAGAUGAUGAGGUGAAAGGUGAAAGUGAGGAGAGGGGAGGGGGGGAGCCUCCAAGCAGCAGCUCAACACAACACAUGACAACAGAAGCUGAUGGAGACCACUGUGGAGGAUCACAAGCAGACAAGCUCUUAGCUCCACUAUCAGAUAGUGAGGACACAACGUCACACUCUCCUGACACGGAUGAUGAAGACUCUAAAGAUGAUAAGACAUGUCACACUGACAACACUCACUUCACAUCUUCUCACUCUCACAAAACUUUUAAAUACCGUCGUAGUCUGAAAAGACACAUGAGAACACACACUGGAGAAAAACCUUUUUCAUGUUCAAUCUGCGGUAAAGAUUUUACUCAGAGGCCAGAUUUUAAAGUACACAUGAGAACACACACUGGUGAAAAACAUUUUUCCUGUUCAACCUGUGGUAAAGGUUUUGCACACAGUAGCAAAUUGAAAAGACACAUGAGAACACACACUGGUGAAAAACCUUUUUCCUGUUCAAUCUGUAGUAAAGGUUUUACACGAAGUCAGAGUUUGAAAGAACACAUGAGAACACACACUGGUGAAAAACCUUUUUCCUGUUCAAACUGUGGUAGAGGUUUUACACGAAGUCAGAGUUUGAAAGAACACAUGAAAAUACACACUGGUGAAAAACCUUUUUCCUGUUCAAUCUGUGGUAAAGGUUUUACACAUACUAACAAAUGGAAAAGACACAUGAGAAUACACACUGAGGAAAAACCUUUUUCCUGUUCAACCUGUGGUAAAGGUUUUACAGAAAGUCAGAGUUUGAAAGUACACAUGAGAACACACACUGGUGAAAAACCUUUUUCCUGUUCAACCUGUGGUAAAGGUUUUACAGAAAGUCAGAGUUUGAAAGUACACAUGAGAAGACACACUGGUGAAAAACCUUUUUCCUGUUCAACCUGUGGUAAAGGUUUUACAGUAGGUCAGAGUUUGAAAGUACACAUGAGAACACACACUGGUGAAAAACCUUUUUCCUGUUCAACCUGUGGUAAAGGUUUUACACACAGUCAGAGUUUGAAAGUACACAUGAGAACACACACUGGUGAAACAUGACAUUCCUGUUCAAUCUGCAACAGAAGCUUUAGUGAGCGAUCAACCCUUGUAAGACACAUGAGAAGACACCCAGGAGAGAAAGUGUUGAGUUGCAGUGUGUGUGGUGAAAGAUUGUCUUCUAAGUAGCAGUGUAAGAAACACAAGUGUGCUGGUGAGAACAGCAGCAGCAAAUGAAACUGCAGGAUUUGAAAUAAACUGUCCAGACUUUCAUUUUGACUUUCUAACAACAUCAGCACAUAUAACAUGUGUGACAUUGUUGUUUGUCUAACACAAUCUUGUUAACAUGCUUCUAUAUUUACACACCAUUUUUUCAGCCCAUUGUAUGCAUUAUUGUGCAACAUUGUUUAGUUUUAUAUUGACAUACAUUAUUGCAAGAGGAACAAUUUUACAAAAAUGGUCAGUAAAUCCAAAAAAGUACAAAAUAUGUGAUACAUUCAAAUUCCAUUUAAUGUACAAACAAUUUGUACAAAAUUAUUCCCUUUUAAAAUGUGUGACUGUAUGUGUAACAUUGUUGUUUCUGUAACACUAUUUUAAUAUGCUUCUACAUUUGAAGAUUGGAUAUUUUGUAUUAGUGUUUUUUUUAGUCGAGUACCUACAUUAAUAUGCAACAUUGUAUACCUUAAUUAAAAAUUGAACAGAACAAUUUGACUGAAAAGGUGAGAGUAAACAGUACAAGACAUAUUUUACAUACAUUAAAAAAUGUAAGUGUAUAUAUAUUCAUCAUACAAUAUUAGACUUAUUCAUAAUAGUGUUUUUUAUAGGUGUUUGAAAUAUUGAGGUUUGACAUAUUUUUAUUUGUAAUUGUUAAUAAUCCCAUAGAUUAGCACUUUUAUAUGAUAUACAUAUGUACUGGUUCACAUCUGAAACAUCUUCUGGACCACUUCAGGAAGCAUAUUAUUAUUUACUUUAUACAUCAUUUAAACAGUUGUCUUUUAUACAAUUUUAAAAUGUGUAACCUUAUGAAUUAUUUGUUGGGUCUCUAUAGUCAAUUUUAUUAAUUAUCUUUAUUACUCUCUUUUGUAAUAUGAUGAUUGUGUUGUGAUUGUUUUAAAUGUAUGUCCCCAGACCGUUAUGUAAUAUAAAAGUGAGAGAAAAUGACUGAAUUGUUUGUGGAAGGAUGGUUUUGUUUUUACUUACAUUUGUGGAUAAAAUCAAACAUUCCAUUAUUGUCUCUUAAACAUUUUGUACAAUUUUUUUUAUUUUUUAACAUCCCGAAAACAUUAUUAAUUUCAGUAAACAAGUUUGGAGUGUCAGGCAAAAGCCGAUAUUGUACAUCAUCCCGCUGAGAUUUCCUUUGCAUACAUUCUUAUAAUAAACACUUCAUUUUGUUUUGCUAUCACAGAAAGAACAAAUGUUGUCUUCAAUUGCAAAACAUCUUUAAAAGUAUUUUAAGUGGUGAAUUCCGGGGUUUUUUUUGUUUUUUUUAUGAACUCCUUUGCCUUUGGAAGAAUGAAAACUUUACAGUUAUUUGUAUUUUUUGUUUGUUUUUUUGUUCUAGAGAAAAUACAGCAAAUAAGAAAUA
Messenger RNA from Nerophis ophidion (straightnose pipefish), 3535 nucleotides. Its product is annotated as gastrula zinc finger protein XlCGF57.1-like. The record is from RefSeq and is a predicted model, not a curated record. Gene Ontology annotation, biological process: regulation of transcription by RNA polymerase II. The coding region runs from base 376 to 2013 and encodes 545 amino acids. Lineage: Eukaryota; Metazoa; Chordata; Actinopteri; Syngnathiformes; Syngnathidae. The transcript has 2 exons. Gene Ontology annotation, molecular function: RNA polymerase II cis-regulatory region sequence-specific DNA binding; DNA-binding transcription factor activity.